GCAGAGACAGUCGAAUCUGCCGCCAUUUCGGAUUCCGCGCCGCGUCAGCAUCGCGCCGAACACACAGCGCUGCAAGAGCCGACACGGGGAGCUCUGCAUCCAGCUUCAUGACCUCGUCGAGCCGCCCUCGCAUCGGGAUAGGGAGACCGACACCAAUCAUACGAGGCGGUUCCGACCAGACACGCCUUCUGCUAGGGACGCGUUCAUUUCAGUACAGGAAACAGAAAGGUGUGCUGUGAUUACCUGGAGAGAGGAGAAUGCAGUCGCUGGUGAAUUUACAACACGCUGUCUCCUGCUGUUUAAAGUGUUUCGUUUGGGUUGAAAUGUUUUUUUUUUUUUUUUUUAAUAUAAAUAAUUUAUGAGUUUUGUGUUUGUUUCUUACCUGCACGGAGUUCUGAGAAAAGAAAAUAAUCAAUUUUCUCUGUUGAAUUCCACACACAGAGUGGAGCGUGUCAUUCGUAUCUACAGACAAGUCGAGCUUUUCAAUGAGAUUAUUUACUGAAAAAAAAACAUUUAAACGCGUUUAAAUUCUGGUAGAUCAUUGCGGGAUUCUGAAAGACGGAAGUUACUCCUUGCAAAGUCUGUUGUUUGUGUCAUUUCUUUAUCACACCAGAGAAGUGAUGAAUAUAUUUGAAUGGGAAGGCUACGAUAAAAACACAUAUAUCUUACUAAAUACAAACCGAAGGCGGUGUUUCUGAAUGCAAAGAGGAUUCCGCUAGACCAGUCUCAAACUAAACCAGUGAAGAUGGACGUCAGUGUCUCCGUGUCGUUGUUUCAAGACGAGCUCGCCUCCACCGUCGAGCUCGCAGUGAAAGCGGCUGCAGACAGCGUCGUGUGCGCGAUUACUGAAGCUGUGAGCAGCAAAUUCACUGAAUUACAAGAGGACAUGUCUGCAGUGAAGAGAGAGAAUGAAAGUCUGAAGCUGAGAUUGGAAAUAUCAGAGAGCGAGCUGAAAGCCGUGCGAGGGUGUAUAAACGCUGCACAUGCAGACAUUAAACAGCCUUUCAUAUUUCAAGAUCCCAUUGAGAGCCACGCAAUCCCUGAAUCUGAAGCACAGGAAGGGCCAAAGAUAGAAGCAGUUUACACACAAGAGGAGUCCUUUGAGCAGGAGUGGUGUGCAAGUCUAAUACAGGUUACAGAGCUGACAUGUGUUAAAGAUGAAGACGUCCCUGAACAGGAAUGUGUUCCUAUUAAAGAGGAAUUCAUAGAACAGGAAUGUGUCUCCAUCGCAGAGGAACGUCGUACUAAAAAUAAUGUCUGUACACUUGAGGAGAACACCAAGCUGGGAUCCAGCCUGUGUGAUGAUUCUCCAUCUGAAUGUGAUCUGGGAUUUGGAGCUUCUAAAGUAGAUGAAGGAGAACACGACUCCACUCCAUCACCCCAGUGCAAAAACUCUUCUAGAGGCAAACCACAGUGCAAGAAACACAGAGAAACGACACCCCAAGAAGAGUAUGUGAAGACAUUGAGAACUCACUCAGUUAAAAUCCCUUCUUUACAAGACAGACACCCACUUACUGUGGAGAGUACAGAGACGCCACAUUCUGCAUGUUUUAACAAUUCAGAAACCCAGGGCAACAUGAAGACCUUGCCUCAUUCUAUUAAAGGUGGGAAGAGUUCCUGUCAAUUAGACACCCCUGAAACUCACAAGGGAAAUCCCACAGGAGGGACUACGUUUUCCUGGGCUGAUUGUGGGAAGAGUUUCAAUCAUAUAUCACUGCUUAAAAGACACCAGCGCAUUCACACAGGAGAGAAACCUUCCCACAUACAGUCCAGUGAUAAGAGUUUCACACAGUUAGGACAUCUUCAUUCACACCAGCGCAUUAACAUAGGAGAGAAACCUCAUCACUGUGAUGUUUGUGGGAAGAGAUUCAGCCAUUUAAGAGACCUUAAAAGACACCAUACAAUUCACACAGGAGAGAAACCUUAUCACUGUCCUGUUUGUGGGAAGAGAUUCAGCCAGUUAGGAGACCUUAAAAGACACCAUCAAAUUCACACAGGAGAGAAACCUCAUCACUGUGAUGUUUGUGGGAAGAGAUUCAGCCAUUUAAGAGACCUUAAAAGACACUAUACAAUUCACACAGGAGAGAAACCUUAUCACUGUGCUGUUUGUGGGAAGAGAUUCAGCCAUUUAAGAGACCUUAAAAGACACCAUACAAUUCACACAGGAGAGAAACCUUAUCACUGUGUUGUUUGUGGGAAGAGAUUCAGCCUGUUUGGAAACCUUAAAAGACACCAUAAAAUUCACACAGGUGUGUAAGCCUAUCCCUGCACUUAGUGUGUGAAGAAGUGAAGUCAGUUGCAGGCUUUUACAGAACUUGAGAACAUUCUCAGAAUUGCAGACGCUUGGGGACACCUAGACAGCAUGAGUGCAUUUGACUAAAUACAGAAAUAUCUACUGAAAACAAAAGAAUAAACCUGCUUGAUAAACAGGGUCGCCCCUAAUCACAAUCUGUUCAGAUCAAAAACUCACAGACUCAAAUAUGAACGAGUACAUCUUGUAUUCAUCGUCUUGUUGAGCAUUCGGAUUGUGUUACCUCACAUUAGUAAUAUAUUAAAUAGAUUGUUAUUAUGAAUGCAUGUUUCUCUUUCCUUUCUCUUGCGUUGCUCAGCCUCUUGCAGUGGGUUCUGUGGAACCUUCCCCAAUACCACGGUGAAUCUGCGGUACCUCAAGACACAGCACAGUGUACUGCAGUUAUCAUGCGGGCAGCUUGCAGUGUAAAGCAGUACUGUUUCCAGCAGGGGGCACCAGAGAGCUUUUAGGAAUGUAAUGGGCUGCAUACCAUUGCUUCUUAACGAGAUGAUUUCUGCUCAGGAUGUGUUUAAUACUGCCCUCUCUCUCAGGUACUCUAUUAACAAACACAGGUUCUGUGUUUUUAAUAUCAAUUUGCUGUUUGACAACGCGACUACUAAACCAAAUAAAAUCUAUAUUAAAAAUGUUUUGCUGCCUGUAUUAAAUGCUGUUUUAAAUGUUGUUCAGUGUUUUGUCAAUCAAGGAUUUCAUUUUAAACAUCCAGUAAUAAAUACCGUAGAUGUCCUUGUUUCUGCAUUUCUUAUAUAUACCAUGACUGGAGUAGCUUUUUAAACUGCUGUCUGCUCAUACAAGCGAUCCAUGUACAAUCGGGCAUA
Messenger RNA from Acipenser ruthenus (sterlet), 3126 nucleotides. Its product is annotated as zinc finger protein 70-like. The record is from RefSeq and is a predicted model, not a curated record. Gene Ontology annotation, molecular function: RNA polymerase II cis-regulatory region sequence-specific DNA binding; DNA-binding transcription factor activity. Bases 746 to 2257 code for a protein of 503 amino acids. Lineage: Eukaryota; Metazoa; Chordata; Actinopteri; Acipenseriformes; Acipenseridae. The transcript has 3 exons. Gene Ontology annotation, biological process: regulation of transcription by RNA polymerase II.